GUGAACUUCACGGUAGACCAGAUCCGUGCCAUUAUGGACAAGAAAGCCAACAUCCGGAACAUGUCAGUCAUCGCUCACGUGGACCACGGCAAGUCCACACUGACGGACUCCCUGGUGUGCAAGGCGGGUAUCAUCGCCUCUGCAAGAGCCGGUGAGACACGCUUCACAGACACCCGCAAGGACGAACAGGAGCGCUGCAUCACUAUCAAGUCCACGGCCAUCUCCCUCUUCUAUGAGCUCUCUGAGAAUGACCUGAACUUCAUCAAGCAGAGCAAGGAUGGAUCUGGCUUUCUCAUCAACCUCAUCGACUCUCCAGGCCAUGUGGAUUUCUCCUCAGAGGUGACAGCUGCACUUCGUGUCACCGAUGGAGCUCUUGUGGUGGUGGACUGUGUGUCUGGUGUGUGCGUGCAGACUGAGACCGUGCUGCGGCAGGCCAUUGCCGAGCGCAUCAAGCCUGUCCUGAUGAUGAAUAAGAUGGACCGUGCCCUGCUUGAGCUGCAGCUGGAGCCUGAGGAACUAUACCAGACCUUCCAGCGCAUUGUGGAGAAUGUCAACGUCAUCAUUUCCACCUAUGGCGAGGGCGAGAGUGGACCCAUGGGAAAUAUUAUGAUUGACCCCGUCCUGGGCACUGUGGGCUUUGGCUCUGGCCUGCAUGGCUGGGCCUUCACUCUGAAGCAGUUUGCGGAGAUGUAUGUGGCUAAGUUUGCAGCAAAGGGUGAGGGCCAGCUGGGGCCUGCUGAGCGGGCCAAGAAAGUGGAGGACAUGAUGAAGAAGUUGUGGGGAGAUCGGUAUUUUGAUCCCGCCAAUGGCAAAUUCAGCAAGUCCGCUAACAGCCCUGAUGGGAAGAAACUGCCACGCACCUUUUGCCAGCUCAUCCUGGACCCCAUCUUCAAGGUGUUUGACGCCAUCAUGAACUUCAGAAAGGAGGAGACGGCCAAGCUGAUUGAGAAGCUGGAUAUCAAGCUGGACAGCGAGGACAAAGACAAGGAGGGCAAGCCCCUGCUGAAGGCUGUGAUGCGCCGGUGGCUGCCCGCAGGGGACGCCCUGCUGCAGAUGAUAACCAUCCACCUCCCUUCCCCCGUCACCGCCCAGAAAUACCGCUGCGAGCUGCUCUACGAGGGGCCACCUGAUGAUGAGGCGGCCAUGGGCAUUAAAAGCUGUGAUCCCAAGGGUCCCCUUAUGAUGUACAUUUCCAAGAUGGUGCCAACCUCCGACAAAGGCCGCUUCUACGCCUUUGGUAGAGUGUUCUCCGGGGUAGUGUCGACAGGACUCAAGGUCCGCAUCAUGGGCCCCAACUACACGCCUGGGAAGAAGGAGGACCUGUACCUGAAGCCCAUCCAGAGAACCAUCCUGAUGAUGGGCCGGUAUGUGGAGCCAAUUGAGGACGUGCCCUGUGGGAACAUUGUCGGGCUGGUUGGUGUAGACCAGUUUCUGGUGAAGACAGGGACUAUCACCACCUUUGAACACGCACAUAACAUGCGUGUGAUGAAGUUCAGCGUCAGCCCUGUCGUCAGAGUGGCUGUGGAGGCCAAGAACCCAGCUGACCUGCCCAAACUGGUGGAGGGCCUGAAGCGGCUGGCAAAAUCUGACCCUAUGGUGCAGUGCAUCAUUGAGGAGUCUGGGGAGCACAUCAUUGCUGGAGCAGGUGAGCUGCACCUGGAAAUCUGCCUCAAGGACCUGGAGGAGGACCACGCCUGCAUCCCCAUCAAGAAAUCUGACCCUGUUGUCUCAUACCGGGAGACAGUGAGCGAGGAGUCAAAUGUGCUGUGCCUGUCCAAGUCGCCCAACAAGCACAACCGAUUGUAUAUGAAGGCCCGGCCCUUCCCUGAUGGCCUGGCCGAGGACAUCGACAAGGGUGAAGUGUCUGCUCGCCAGGAGCUCAAGGCACGCGCACGCUAUCUAGCUGAAAAGUACGAAUGGGAUGUUGCUGAAGCCCGCAAGAUCUGGUGCUUUGGGCCUGAUGGCACUGGCCCCAACAUUCUUACCGAUAUCACCAAGGGUGUGCAGUACCUGAAUGAAAUCAAGGACAGUGUGGUGGCUGGCUUCCAGUGGGCCACUAAGGAGGGCGCUCUCUGUGAGGAGAACAUGCGUGGUGUGCGCUUCGAUGUCCAUGAUGUGACCCUACAUGCUGAUGCCAUCCACCGAGGAGGUGGUCAGAUCAUUCCCACAGCUCGUCGUUGUCUGUAUGCCAGUGUGUUGACUGCACAGCCCCGCCUCAUGGAGCCUAUCUACCUGGUGGAGAUUCAGUGUCCUGAACAGGUCGUGGGUGGCAUCUACGGUGUCCUGAACAGGAAGCGUGGCCAUGUGUUUGAAGAGUCCCAGGUGGCUGGCACCCCCAUGUUUGUAGUCAAGGCCUAUCUUCCAGUCAACGAGUCCUUUGGUUUUACAGCUGACCUGCGCUCCAACACUGGUGGCCAAGCUUUCCCCCAGUGUGUGUUCGACCACUGGCAGAUUCUGCCCGGGGACCCGUUCGACAACAGCAGCCGUCCCAGCCAAGUGGUGGCUGAGACCCGCAAGCGCAAAGGUCUAAAGGAGGGCAUCCCAGCACUGGACAACUUCCUGGACAAACUGUAGGCAGGCUUGCACAGCCACACACUGCACAGUGCCCACCCAUCAGAAGACACCUUGAGACUGUCCCCAUAAUGCUGCUCUGGAGGUGGCUGGGCCCCCCCUGCCAUUGAGCACUAACACUUGAUGCCGAUUCUAUUUAUUUCGGAAUUUCCGAGGCAGUGGAGUCGCCCUCUGCAGGCUGGACUGGCUGGCGGGCCAUGGGGUGGGCAGGACACAGCUCUUUAUCAUUUUCAGAGGGAAAAAUGCUCAGAUAUCAAACAUCUAAAUAAAUGCAUUCAGAGG
Molecule: messenger RNA, 2853 nt
Organism: Cricetulus griseus (Chinese hamster)
Lineage: Eukaryota; Metazoa; Chordata; Mammalia; Rodentia; Cricetidae
Gene: Eef2
Product: eukaryotic translation elongation factor 2
Biological process (GO): translational elongation
Cellular component (GO): cytosol; ribonucleoprotein complex
Molecular function (GO): translation elongation factor activity; GTPase activity; ribosome binding
Source: RefSeq, marked provisional